AGGAAAAUACGUCGACUUUGAGAUGGAGGGCAUCCUAUAUGAUACUUCUACUCUUUAUAUUGGUUUAGUUAAUGCUAUAAUAACUCAAUUUAAUAUAAAAAAAUAUAUAAAUUCUAUUGAGAAAAAUAUAUUGUUAGCCAUAUGUGUCCACCUAUUAAAAUUCAUAAUGAUGUUGGGGUAAAGGUUUUUCUAGGUCAGAUGAGGAUGAAUUUGAAUUUCUUUACAAAAUAUCCAUUAUGCAUCACUUUGAAAGAUCGUGAGAUGUAUAACGAAGGUCAUUGGGUUGUUAUUAUUGAUAGAAUAAAUUCUGAUGUUAGAUUAUCACAAACUAACAUUGAUUUGUACUCCAACAAUUCUAUCCGUUUGAUCGGAAUGAAUUUAGACGGAGUUGUCAAUGAUAAUAGUGAAAUAGAUAAUGAUGUAAUAUGUGACCAUUGCAACCUAUUUGUACCUGAUAAUCAGAUUUAUAAUAAUAGAGAAAUACUUAAGGAGGUUAUGAGGCAUGUUGGACUUGUUGAAAAAUUCAGUUUUCGUGUUGCGCGUUGUAAUGCAUCUAAUUAUCACCUGAAUUGUAUUUCUAAAACUUGUUCUUGGAUGAUGAGGGCAUCUAGUUUGAAUAAAUCAAAUUUAUUUAAAGUUAGGAAGUAUAUUGCUCAGCACACUUGUUCCGUUAGAGAAAGAGUUUAUGCCAGACGUCAAGGGAUAACUGACGUUGUAGCUGUCUUGAUAAUGGAAAAGUAUAUUGAUCCAUCUACGGUAUAUACUCCAAAAGAUAUAGCUGAAGAUAUGUUGAAAUUGCAUUGCGUUUCGUUGACGUACAUACAUGCAUGGAGAGCUAAAGAAAAAGCAAUAAAGUUGGUGCGCGGAGAUCCAGCAGAGUCAUAUGCAAGAUUACCUGGUUAUUUUUACAUUUUGGAGCAAACAUAUUCAGGAUUCGUUUUGAAAAUUAAAAGGAAAGAAGGUGACAAAUUUUUAUACGCAUUUGUUGCAUUAGAAGCUUGUAUUAGAGGUUGGAAAUAUUGUAGGUCAAUUGUAGUUGUCGAUGGGGCGGGAUUAAAAUGUUCAUAUGGUGGUACAAUGUUAACUGCCAGCACAAUGGAUCCGGGAGGUAAAUUUUUAUUCUAUUUAAUUUUCUGAUUAUAACAUAUAAUAAAAUAAGUUAUAAAUUAUAUUUCUAAUUGGUAAAUUUAUAACAAACAUGUCAUCCCUAAAUUUUCAUUUUCAAGAAGAAAUAUGUGUCUUAACAAUUGACAUUGGAUUUUCAUGUUAUGCAAAUUAUAAAAAAAUCCAAACAAUGUUUCUUGUAAGAAUUGUUGAAACUUCUCUUGACCUAGAAAGGUCAACAGAUUCGCAAACACAUUCAUGUUAAUGCAUGAAGACAAAUGUGUUUGUGUUUUCUUCUCCUAAAAAUUGUUAAAAUUAAAUUAAUAAGUUUAUCAUACUAUAUAACGUCAUAUACAAUCAUAAAAAAACUUCUAUAUUGAAUG
Molecule: messenger RNA, 1487 nt
Organism: Solanum pennellii
Lineage: Eukaryota; Viridiplantae; Streptophyta; Magnoliopsida; Solanales; Solanaceae
Exons: 3
Coding region: 142-1137 (331 amino acids)
Source: RefSeq, a predicted model, not a curated record